Nicotiana tabacum (common tobacco) is the source of this 1594-nucleotide messenger RNA. Its product is annotated as transcription factor FER-LIKE IRON DEFICIENCY-INDUCED TRANSCRIPTION FACTOR-like. Gene Ontology annotation, biological process: regulation of DNA-templated transcription. Gene Ontology annotation, molecular function: protein dimerization activity; sequence-specific DNA binding; DNA-binding transcription factor activity. Gene Ontology annotation, cellular component: nucleus. NCBI's taxonomy places the organism in Eukaryota, Viridiplantae, Streptophyta, Magnoliopsida, Solanales, Solanaceae. The record is from RefSeq and is a predicted model, not a curated record.
ACCAUCAACCCAUCUUGCUGAAACAGUAAAAGAGAGGAAACACUAAAUAGCAAAAGAAAAAUGGAGAGUACUAAUGCAUGUUCAACAUUGCCAAUGGAAAAUGUUAACGAUGUCGGGCUUAUUAAUUUCAUGGACGAGGCUAACUUUGAACAAUUUAUUGAGCUCAUUAGGGGUGAAACUGCUGACCCUAUAGUGAAGUUUUGCCCCAACUAUGACUGUGAACACAUUACAGGUUGUUUUGCUUCGACUGAUGUCCAAUUUGAGCCAACACCAAUGGAUAUAUUUGAUUGGAAUGCCACAAACAUAUCUAAUAAUCCUAUUUCACUUUUUUCUUCCCUCCCCGGAGAAAUGAAGCUCGGGGAAGAAGAAGAGGACGAGGACGAGGACGACAAUGAUUACGAGGAAUCUACUGGGACAACAACUACCACCACCACGACUAUGUUGCCGGCAACUCCAACAAAGAAGAGCACGAGGACUGACCGAUCAAGAACUUUAAUUUCCGAGCGAAAAAGAAGAGGAAGAAUGAAGGAGAAGCUUUAUGCCUUGCGUUCCUUAGUUCCUAAUAUAACAAAGAUGGAUAAAGCCUCCAUAAUAGGAGAUGCAAUACUAUAUGUACAAGGAUUGCAAACGCAAGCAAAGUUACUAAAGGCAGAAAUAGAAGGUCUUGAGUCUUCCUUCAAUGAAACGAACAAUAAUCCAUUUCAGAAUACCAAGCAAAUGAAAUUGAUGACCCAUUAUCCAGCAUUCAAGAGGAUAUCAAAGAUGGACGUUUUUCAAGUAGAAGAAAGAAGCAUUUACGUGAGAUUAGUAUGCAACAAAGGGCGACUAGUUGCUGCUUCUCUUUUCAAAGCUCUUGAGUCUCUUUCUGGAUUCAAUGUUCAAAGCUCCAACUUGGCUAUUUCUGCCGAUGAUUAUAUUUUGACCUUCACUCUUAAUGUAAAAGAAUGUGAGGUGGACAUGAACUUGGCCAAUUUGAAGCUAUGGAUAGCUAGUUCUUUUCUUAAUCAAGGGUUUUACAUCGAGACAUUACCAUUGGUCUAACGUUUCACUAUUGUAAUUUUGCAAAGUUUCUAACCUGUCAACGAAUGAAAAAUGUCAUUACUUAUCGAUCAUCAUUUGUAACUUUUGAUUAUUUAAAGAUACGUAGUCCAAAAGUGUUAAGCUUGUAAAAUUGCAAUGGCGCGGUGUACAUGUGACCGACUUAAUUGUUUAUCCAGCGAUCAAGAGUGCAGUUUUUUUUUUUGGAAUCAAAAACUGUCAGGGAAGUACUUGAUACUGGUCGACGAUCGAGGCAUACAGCCAUGAAAAAUAUUGCAGUGAAAUACUGCACAUGUUAUUUAUUUGGGAUUUUUUUUUUGAAUACAUUGCUGGAGGAGGGGAAUGGGGGUGAUGGAAGUUGAUGUGUUUUCAAUGUCUUUGCCUUAUGUUUUGAUGAUCUAACAGACUUACUGUCAAGAACCAGAUAGGGAACCUAUCACACACUUGUACACAUUACAAAAAUGAACGGAUUCCAGCCUGGACUCCAGCUAAUGUGAACUGCUGUAAGUGUAGAAAAUUGAGAAAUAAGACAAGGACCUAAUCCCUUGUGUUUCCC